UUCUUGAGAGAGCCACACUGUUCCACUGCUGGGACCCGAAAUCGCAGAUCGAACGAUAUCGAAAAUCUCCUGGAUUGAAUCUUGACUAUUGAGAAAUUGACUCGGUUGAUUUUUCAAGAUGAAAUGUUGAUCGUCAUCGAAUAUCAAUCAACGCAGAUCAAUUUCUCAUCAUCUUCCUCUGGAAUUGAAUGAAAAUCGAAGCCGGAGUUCAAGUCUCUGAUCUUGUGGAGUGUGGAAAUUGUUAGCUAAAAUGGCCUUCUCCUCCUUCACCCGCGGCGGCAGCGGUCGUCGAGGAGGUUGGGCCAGCUCUAUCCUUCCUUCCUCCACCACUUCACCAAAUGCUAAACAGAAGCACGUCCGGAAGUUCCGUCGGCGGCUUGCUGUUCGUGAUUUUAUCUUCGCUAAUUUCUUCACCAUCGGCUUUUUGAUCUCCUUAAUUUUCUUCUUCAUCGUUCUUCUCCGUUACGGUGUUCCGAAACCGAUUUCGUCUCACUUCAGAUCACAUGCCACAAGAUCCCACCGGCCGCGCAGGCCAAUCGUGUCCGAGAAUUGGAACAGGGAGGUUUUGAGUGCUAAUGUGGAUAUUACGACCAAGGAAUUAUACGACAAGAUUGAGUUUCUUGACGUCGAUGGCGGUCCUUGGAAGCAAGGAUGGAAGGUGACCUACAAUGGGGACGAGUGGGAUUCGGAGAAAUUGAAGGUUUUCGUGGUGCCUCAUUCGCAUAACGAUCCUGGUUGGAAGCUAACUGUGGACGAGUACUACGAGAGGCAGUCUCGCCGUAUACUUGAUACGAUCGUUGAAGCGCUUUCAAAGGACUCUCGGCGGAAGUUUAUAUGGGAAGAGAUGUCUUAUCUGGAGAAAUGGUGGAGGGAUGCAUCAGACGAGAAAAGAGAAGCAUUCGUCACUUUAGUUAAAAAUGGGCAGCUAGAAAUCGUGGGAGGUGGCUGGGUGAUGAACGAUGAGGCCAAUUCACAUUAUUUCGCUAUAAUUGAGCAGAUGGCAGAGGGGAACAUGUGGUUGAAUGAGACCAUUGGCGUUGUUCCGAAAAACUCUUGGGCAAUAGAUCCAUUUGGUUAUUCACCCACGAUGGCAUAUCUUCUACGUCGCAUGGGCUUUGAGAACAUGCUUAUACAGAGGACUCAUUAUGAGCUGAAGAAGGAACUUGCAUUGCACAAAAAUCUAGAAUUCACUUGGCGACAGAGCUGGGAUGCAGAAGAAACUACUGACAUUUUUGUGCACAUGAUGCCUUUUUAUUCUUAUGAUAUUCCACAUACUUGUGGACCGGAGCCUGCCAUUUGUUGUCAGUUUGACUUUGCUCGAUCACGUGGUUCUAUAUAUGAACUAUGUCCCUGGAGACUAGAUCCUGUUGAGAUCAACAGAGAAAAUGUUCAGGAGAGGGCAAUGAUGUUACUUGAUCAGUAUAGAAAGAAAUCAGUACUAUAUAGGACAAAUACCCUUCUUAUUCCUCUUGGAGAUGAUUUUCGAUACAUAACCAUUGAUGAAGCAGAGGCUCAGUUUAAGAAUUACCAGUUGUUAUUUGAUCAUAUUAAUUCUAAUCCAAGUUUAAAUGCUGAGGCAAAGUUUGGCACCUUGGAAGACUACUUUCGAACUCUUCGUGAUGAGGCUGAAAAGAUUAAUUAUUCACUUCCUGGUGAAGUUGGCUCCAGUCAGAUCAGUGGUUUUCCCUCUUUGUCAGGUGACUUCUUCACUUAUUCUGAUAGACAACAGGACUAUUGGAGUGGGUAUUAUGUGUCUAGGCCUUUCUUUAAGGCUGUUGAUCGUGUACUGGAGCAAACACUUCGUGCAGCCGAAAUGAUGUUAGCUUUAUUGCUUGGUCAUUGCCAGAGGUCUCAAUGUGAGAAGUUUCCUAUUGGGUUUUCCUACAAGUUGACAGCUGCGAGAAGGAAUUUAGCUCUUUUUCAGCAUCAUGAUGGGGUCACUGGUACUGCAAAAGAUCACGUUGUACGUGAUUACGGGCUUCGGAUGCACACCUCUUUACAGGAUCUGCACAUUUUCAUGUCUAAAGGUAUUGAAGUACUACUUGGAAUUCGUCAUGAGAAAUCUGAUCACAAUUCUUUACAGUUCGAAACCGAACAGAUGAGAUCUAAAUAUGAUGUCCAACCUGUACAUAGAGCAAUCGACCUUCAAAUAGAAAGUUAUCAAUCAGUGGUUUUUUUUAAUCCUCUAGAGCAAACAAGGGAAGAGGUUGUGAUGAUUAUUGUCAACAUGACAGAUGUUUCUGUAUUGGACUCAAACUGGACAUGUCUUGAAAGCCAGGUUUCUCCUGAAUUUCAACAUGACAAAGCCAAGGCUUUUACUGGGAGGCAUCGUCUCCAUUGGAAAAUUUCGGUUCCUGCAUUGGGACUGCAAACCUAUUACAUCGCAAAUGGCUUAUUUGGUUGCGAAAAGCCAAAACCCGCCAAACUAAAUUUCUUCUCGAAGUCUACUUCAUUACCUUGCCCUACUCCGUAUGUAUGCUCUAAGGCAGACGGUGACGUGGCCGAAAUCCAGAACCAGCACCAAUCUCUCGUAUUUGAUGUCAAUCAUGGUUUGCUGCAGAAAGUUAUUAAAAAAAGUGGUUCACAAAAUGUUGUGAAUGAAGAAAUUGCAAUGUACUCAAGUUUGGGAAGUGGGGCGUACCUAUUCAAUCCCAUUGGUGAUGCCAAAUCUAUCAUUGAAGCAGGUGGAUUGACCGUGAUCGUCGAGGGCCCUCUGAUGCAGGAAGUUUACUCUUAUCCAAAAACAGAAUGGGAGAAAUCCCCCAUUUCUCAUAGCACUCGUUUAUACAGUGGGGACGAUAGAAUUCAGGGGCAUAUAAUUGAGAAGGAGUAUCAUGUUGAGCUACUUGGAAAGGAAUUUGACGACAGGGAACUGAUAGUCAGAUACAAGACAGAUGUUGACAACAAGAGGAUAUAUUAUUCUGAUUUGAAUGGUUUUCAAAUGAGUCGAAGAGAGUCUUAUGAUAAAAUUCCGCUGCAGGGAAAUUAUUAUCCAAUGCCUUCUCUGGCAUUCAUGGAAGGAUCGAAUGGUCAAAGGUUCUCCAUCCAUUCUAAGCAGUCUCUGGGUGUGGCAAGCCUUAAAGAUGGAUGGUUAGAGAUUAUGCUUGACCGUCGUUUGACGAGGGAUGAUGGACGUGGCCUAGGGCAAGGAGUGACUGAUAAUCGUGUAAUGAACGUUGUUUUCCAUACCCUUAUUGAGUCUAAUGUUUCGUCCAAAUUAAAUCCUGUUCCCAAUCACUCUUCUUUAAGUGCUUCUCUUCUUUCGCAUUGUGUCGGUGCUCGCUUGAACUAUCCGUUGCACACAUUUAUUGCAAAGAAACCGCAGCCUUCAUCUGUGCAGCCACCUCCAAGAUCUUUCUCUCCUUUAGCAGCUCCUUUGCCAUGUGACUUGCAUAUCGUCAGCUUUAAGGUUCCUCGUCCUCUGAAAUACUCUCAGCAAUCGCCCGAAGAUCCUCGAUUUAUUUUAAUAUUUCAUAGGAGGCACUGGGAUUCAUCAUACUGCAAGACAGCCAGAUCAAAUUGUACUAGGUUUGCUGACGAACCUUUCAACAUGUUCAACAUGUUUAAGUCGUUCGUGGUAUCGAAUGCACGGGCUACUUCACUAAAUCUGUUGCAUGAAGACACAGAAAUGCUCGGAUAUAAUGAACAAUCUGGUGAUGUUGCUCAUGAAGGGCAGCUGCAUAUCCCUCCCAUGGAACUACGAGCGUACAAGUUGGAAGUGCAGCCACGUUAAUAAAUGCAAAAAUCCCACUUUCUAUAGAUUUAACGAUGCUAAUACGCAUCCAUGAAGAACAGAUUCCCGAGUCCGAGAUCGUUCAGUUGAGCAGAGUCAUCUAAAGCCAUGUAAAGAUACCAGAAUCAGGGGUAUGCCGACUAUUUCUGGAGUGGCUAACACGAUUUCUUAUUUUAGCCUUUUGAAUUGUCAGGUCUCACACUCGGAACGAUCUAGCCACAGGUUUUUCCUUCGCUUGGAUUGACAUUGAUCUGAUGGAAGGUUGAAGUAAUCUGGGGGGCUGAGGAAUCUUCCAUUUUCAGAACUACACAUUUUGAUGAUGUUUAGAAAUAUAGAACAGACUAGUUUGAAAGUAAUGAUCAAAUAGUGAGUUGUAAUUGUCUUCUUUAGAAUUUUGCUCUGAUUUCUCCUCUUUAUUAUCUGAACGAACUCACUGAUUCUGUUUGUAUUUGGAGUUGGAAGCAGUUAAUUCAACCGUUAAUUUUGUUUGUAA
Momordica charantia (bitter melon) is the source of this 4226-nucleotide messenger RNA. RefSeq names its product golgi alpha-mannosidase II (gene GMII). Gene Ontology annotation, biological process: mannose metabolic process; N-glycan processing; protein deglycosylation. Gene Ontology annotation, cellular component: Golgi membrane. Gene Ontology annotation, molecular function: carbohydrate binding; alpha-mannosidase activity. Lineage: Eukaryota; Viridiplantae; Streptophyta; Magnoliopsida; Cucurbitales; Cucurbitaceae. The record is from RefSeq and is a predicted model, not a curated record.